AUGAGCUCCUCGACUUUCGGCGAUUUGCGUCUAUUACCUGUAGACUACCGCCGUCAAGUGGCAAAAGAACUGGCUGCCUUUUUCCACACUUUUUACCGCUUUGGUGCUGCUUCUAAUAAAUUCAAUUUAAGCGAUGAAGCGUACUUGAAUUUCCUACACAAUGUUCUCUUGGGCUCCAUGUGUAUCGGAGCCGUCGUCUUCCUCGUACUAAGCGUAAUUGUUGUGCGCCGCACCGUUCUGCAUAUUCGAAGCGCAUUUGUUCGACGCACAUCGAUGGAUUCCACGUCUGCAGAGUUAAUGGCAGUUGGAUUGUUAACAUUUUUGGCUAUGAGUGCCUUAGGUGGACUCCUAGGUGAAGCUCAGGUGGAUUACAGCGCUAGCGUUGUGCUAGAUACUAUGACAAACACGAGUAACAUGUUUCAAGACGCCCAAGAUCUCACGACUCAAAGUCUCCAGACUUGCAACGCUUUGCGUCUAAAUGCUGACAACAUGAUCACGUCAUUCAACGACAGUCAAUUGCCACCUGAUGCCUUUCAGAUGUCAGUCGAAGCAUUAAGACUCGUGCACGCUUCAAAGGACUUGUGGAACCAAACGGAUGCGCUUAUGCCCAAAAACUACUCGAAUAUAGCCAAGAAUUGGGAAUUCAGCUACUUUGUUCUCAAAUCGUCGACUAAUGGUGCCAUUUUGGCUGUAGCACUCGCCAGUUUUCUCUCAAUUGCGUCUGUUGGAUGGGCCAUGGUGUCGCCACUACGUGUUUCUAUCUUGAUCAUCCUGAGUGUUGUACCCAUCUCCCAUACACUCAUUGGAGCCUAUUUGUCGUCAACGCUCAUGACGGCAGAUUUUUGUGCUGCGCCAAUGAACAACACUUUGGGACUGAUUGGCUUGACGCCCAUUACAAGUUAUUAUGUCGAGUGUCCCGCAAAUGCAUCGUUACCUUUUGCCGACGCGAUGGCAAGUGUUCGACAGACUGCAUUCGAUGUGACAGUGCUGCAACGCAAGCUAGAGCGCAAUAUGACGCACCAGGGAGAGAUUGGUCAACGUAUAAAGCGCGAGUUUCUAGAUCCUAUUGGUAAGCAAUUGGUCAGCGUGGACGACUGGAUGGGAGAGUUUGCUGAGCUGCAAACUUGCAAGAACGUUUCACAUGCGUUCGAACUCGCAACUUCUUCAUUUUGUGAAUAUGGAAUGCUUGGCUUCUUUUCUAUGUGGGUGCAUCAGAUUCUGUUAUGCCUUCUUCUUUUUGUGUCCGUCGUGACCUCUGUACUGGUCUACGAGCGUGUACACAUUCGCGAUAUUCGUAUGGAUGUACGCUACCAGCUCGUAUCAAGCUACGAAGAGGACGAUAUGGAACAUGUUUACUUGUCGGCGGACUAA
Plasmopara halstedii is the source of this 1371-nucleotide messenger RNA. Its product is annotated as Tweety. The coding region runs from base 1 to 1371 and encodes 456 amino acids. The transcript has 2 exons. NCBI's taxonomy places the organism in Eukaryota, Oomycota, Peronosporomycetes, Peronosporales, Peronosporaceae. Gene Ontology annotation, molecular function: intracellularly calcium-gated chloride channel activity; volume-sensitive chloride channel activity. The record is from RefSeq and is a predicted model, not a curated record. Gene Ontology annotation, cellular component: plasma membrane.